UGAUGGAAGUGAAAGAGGAGAGUCAAGCUGAAGUGGAUGAGAAACAUCAGAUUGUAAAAAUAAACCAUAAUGUUUCACAUAAAGAAACUCUGAAGACAGAAGACAUAAAGUGUGAAAAUAGUUUUAAUGAAGAUGAACGCCCUGCAGAUCACAAGAGGACUUACAGUGAGGAGAAACCUUUCACUGGUCAACAGUGUGAAAAGAGUUUUAGAAGAAAAGGUCACCUUAAAGCACACAUGAGGAUUCACACCAGAGAGAAACGACACGCGUGCCAUCACUGUGAAAAGAGUUUUACAACUGCAGUUAACCUUACGAUACACAUUAGGACUCACACUGGAGAGAAACCUUACAUUUGUCAUCAAUGUGGAAAGAGUUUCUCUGUUGAAAGUAACCUUAAGAUACAUGAAAGAAUUCACACUGGAGAGAGUCCGUUCACUUGCCAGGAGUGUGAAAAGAGUUUCAGAAUUAAAUGUAGCCUUAUAAGACACAUGAAAAUUCACAAAGGAGAGAAACCUUACAUUUGUUUUCAUUGUGGAAAGAGUUACGGUGAUAAACGUGGACUUGAGACUCACAUGAGAAUUCACACUGGGGAGAAACCCUUCAACUGUGAUCUGUGUGGAAAGAGUUUCACCUUUCAAUCGAGCCUUAGCCGGCACAAGAAAAUUCACAGGGGGGAAAUGUUAUAUGCAUGCCAGCAUUGUGAAAAGAGGUUCCCAGAUAAAAGUCAACUUAAGAUACACAUUAGAGUUUAUACUGGAGAGAAACCUUACACUUGUCUUCAGUGUGGAAAGAGUUUCAGAACAAAAUCUAUCCUUGAAGCACACAUGAUGAGGAUUCACACCGGAAUGAAACCACAUCCGUGCCAUCAUUGUGAAAAGAGUUUCGGAGAUAAAAGUCAACUUGAGAUACACAUUAGGGUUCACACUGGAGAGAUGCCAUUCACAUGUCAUCUGUGUGGAAAGAGUUUCAACUUUCAAUCGAGCCUUAGCCGGCACAAGAAAGCUCACAGGGGGGAUAUGCCAUAUGCAUGCCAGCAUUGUGACAAGAGUUUCGCUGAUACUAGUGAACUUAAGAUACACAUUAGAGUUCAUACUGGAGAUAAACAUUACACUUGUCAUCUGUGUGGAAAGAGUUUCAGAACAAAAGUUAACCUUAAAGCACACAUGAGAGUUCACACUGAAAAUAAAAAACACCCAUGCCAUCACUGUGGAAAGAGUUUUACAGCUGCAGGUAACCUUAAGAUACACAUGAGGUCUCACACUGGAGAGAAACCUUAUGCAUGUCAACAGUGUGGAAAGAGUUUCUCUAUUGAAAGUAACCUUAAGAUACACACAAGGAUUCACACUGGAGAGAGACCUUACACUUGUCAUCAAUGUGGAAAGAGUUUCUCUAUUGAAAGUAACCUUAAGAUACACACAAGGAUUCACACCGGAGAGAAACCGUUCACAUGUGAUGAGUGUGAAAAGAGUUUCAGAAUUAAAUGUAGCCUUAAAAGACACAUGAGAAUUCACAAAAGAGAGAAACCUCACAUGUGUUUUUAUUGUGGCAAGAGUUUCAGAGAUAAAAGUGGACUUGAGACUCACAUGAGAAUUCACACUGGAGAGAAACCCUACAUAUGUCUUCAGUGUGAAAAGAGUUUUACAACUGCAGAUAAACUUAAGAUACACAUGAGGACUCACACUGUAGAGAAACCUUACACUUGUCAACAAUGUGGAAAGAGUUUCUCUAUUGAAAGUAACCUUAAGAAGCAUGAUAGAAUUCACGCUGGAGAGUAGUGUUGUCACGGUACCAAAAUUUCAGUAGUCGGUAUCGAUGCCAGUACAAAUUUACGGUUCUCGGUACCAAUUUCGGUCCCAAAGCAAAACAAAAAACAAAACAAAUAAAGUUAAAUGUUAAUAAGCGCAUUGCUAUUCUGUAUAAAAUGCAUUUGUUGCUGAAAGGUUUCAGCAGCUGUUGUCUGUGUGUGUUUGCUGGGGUCCUUCAUGCUGAUGAACAUCAUUCUCUGAUGCUUUAAAAUACAAAAGCUUUCCGAGCUUUCAUUGGAAACAACUGAAAACAUGUGCCGGCCGCGGGCGUAAAAGCUUUGGUGUGCAUGCCCCCUAAUGAAUCCAGUCGAUGCCUUUAAUGUUUUUCCCCCUUCCAUCCGGACACUUCACUUGUUCUCUCUGUGAUGCGCUUUAAAUCUGAAGUAUUUCUGUAAGCUUGUAACCCGACUCCUUUAAAUGAUUUUGUGGAGCUCUGUGACCCUGCGUUGUGACUCGCGUCACUCACAUCUUCUUGUCUUUCUCCCCCACUGAUUUAAUGAAUACUGGGGAUUCGGACAUACUACUCUGUUCACGUACUAUAUUUUAGGAAAGAAUGUGGUUUCGGACGAUACUUAAGUACACGUGCCUUCUGACAAGGCCAAUGUGCAAGUACUGCUCAAAUUCCAAAUUCACAUCAAGUCAAGUUCACAUAACAUCUCAGGAUAUGUUCUUGAUCCGCUCGUUUUAUCGAGGAUGCAUUAGGAGGUGAUUUGUGUGGACUUAUGAUAAACAAGUUUCCCAGAAUGCAUUUCACGUCAAUGGCAGUGGAACUUAAAACCGGCACAAUAUUCAAAAUAUUACUCUUUCUGUGUCAUAAAAUGUAGGCGUUUAGUCGAAAAUAUAGAUGAAUAAACUUCGAAUCUGUGGUCAGUUAGUGAAGAUAGCGCCUAAUAUUAACAUUUCCUCUGACAAUUUUGGAUAUGUGAGUUCAAGUUGAUCAGUGGGUGGUCGGCGGUGUACACUUGGGAAGCCUUAUUUUUGCAAGUCCUUCUGAAAUUUGCUGCUGUCUCAGUGCAGCUGCUCUGCCCUUCAGUGUCUGAUGGUCAAACAUGAAAUAUUCCCUUUGAAUAUAUCUAACUGACAUUUUUUGGUCUCAUCAAUUUAUUUCUCUUUAUUAUUCAUAUGAAGUCUGUUAUUUAUUAUUAUUAUUUUAACUGAUGUUAAAGUUAAAGGAAUAGUCUACUCAUUUUCAAUAUUAAAAUAUGUUAUUACCUUAACUAAGAAUUGUUGAUACAUCCCUCUAUCAUCUGUGUGCGUGCACGUAAGCGCUGGAGCGCGCUGCGACGCUUCGAUAGCAUUUAGCUUAGCCCCAUUCAUUCAAUGGUACCAUUUAGAGAUAAAGUUAGAAGUGACCAAACACAUCAACGUUUUUCCUAUUUAAGACGAGUAGUUAUACGAGCAAGUUUGGUGGUACAAAAUAAAACGUAGCGCUUUUCUAAGCGGAUUUAAAAGAGGAACUACAUUUUGUGGCGUAAUAGCACUUUUGGGAGUACUUCGACUCGGCGCAGUAACACCCUCCCUCUCCCAUUAUGAGAGGGAGAAGGGGAGCGGACUUUUCAGGCGAGUCGAAGUACUCCCAAAAGUGCUAUUACGCCAUAAAAUAUAGUUCCUCUUUUAAAUCAGCUCCAGCGCUUAGAUGCACGCACACAAAUGAUAGAGGGAUGUAUCAACAAUUCUUAGUUAAGGUAAUAACAUAUUUUAAUAUUGAAAAUGAGUAGACUAUUCCUUUAAGUUUCAUAACUUAAAUCACAUAUAUUUUCUAUAUUGUCUUAACACUGAAUCACUGCCUUUGUACUCUAACCUUUUUACUUGUGUUUACUUCAUGUUGUACAAAAGUUUUGUACUUUUAA
Paramisgurnus dabryanus is the source of this 3655-nucleotide messenger RNA. RefSeq lists its product as uncharacterized. Gene Ontology annotation, cellular component: nucleus. The record is from RefSeq and is a predicted model, not a curated record. NCBI's taxonomy places the organism in Eukaryota, Metazoa, Chordata, Actinopteri, Cypriniformes, Cobitidae. Gene Ontology annotation, molecular function: RNA polymerase II transcription regulatory region sequence-specific DNA binding; DNA-binding transcription factor activity, RNA polymerase II-specific. Gene Ontology annotation, biological process: regulation of transcription by RNA polymerase II.